Closterium sp. Yama58-4 is the source of this 300-nucleotide messenger RNA. Lineage: Eukaryota; Viridiplantae; Streptophyta; Zygnematophyceae; Desmidiales; Closteriaceae. The record is from the annotation of a GenBank genome assembly.
AUGACCCCCGUGGACCGCACGCUCUACUGCUCCGCGCAUGCGGAGCUGAUGUGCGCCAUGGUGGCUGUGCUGAAACAUCCUCCCCACCCCCUCUCACCAUUUUCUCCACUCCGCCUCCCCGACAUGACCCCUGUGGACCGCACGCUUUACUGCUCCCCUCUGGCGUUUGACAAGCAGGCGGAGCUGAUGGCCGCCAUGGUGGUGGUUUGCAACACCCCUCCCCCCCCCUCUUCCCCCAAACCUUCCCCUCAGCAUGACUCCCAUGGACCGCACGCUCUACUGCUCCGCGCUGGCGUUUGA